AUGACAUCCGCAGAUGAAGAAAACUCAUAUAUCGAUUACGAAACUUUCCUCUCUCCUACAUUUUCCCCUUCAUCAUUCGCAAACUCCCUAGUUCUGGGGACAAAUAACCCUACCGAUACCCCCCUCGACCUCUCCACACCUCUCUCUCGUGUCCUUUUCGAUGCGCAAGAAAUAAAUACCCAUAUAGAUACCCUCACAACGAAAAGCGCUCUUUCUCUCCUAUCGCAUACUCAAGAUCAGACUGAAUCGAGCCAGAGGAUAGUACAAGAGAUAGACUCGCAAGUCGCAAGUCUCAAUGAUGGAUAUAAACGACUCGAAAAGGAAGUGUUAGUACGAUAUGAAACCGCAGAGGAAGUCCAGACUCUCGCCAGCAGGUUAUGGGAAACCGUUAGACUAGGGCGAGUCGUAGCACGAUGUUUACAAUUGGGAAGACAACUUGAGAUUCAACUAUCUGAGAUUGGGAAUACGGGUGCGCCUGUUAAAGUUCCAGGAGCGAAGGAAGAUCACAAGGCAUUGGUACGAUGUUCAAAUACCCUUCUGAGUAUACGAGAGCUUCUUCAGAAAAGUAGCUUGGGGGAAGAAGGUUAUGGUUUAGAAAGAAUAGAGGUGGUGCGGACGCUUCAAACUUCCAUCAUCAAUCCCGCAGAACGAGUCGUACUUUCCAGAUCACAGCAACUUAUCCGCGAAUUCUCAAUGAGUAAUUUAUCAUCUAGCAGCAAUAUAUCAACAUAUACGCAGACGAGGGAUACAAAAGAGCGCACAGAUUCGGCCCUCAAAACUUUAUACCUUCUGUCCUCUACAUCAGGACUUAAUAGCAAGAAUGCGAAGAAAAUACGAUGGGAGCCGGAUCUCCUCAUUUUAUCGCUACAGGACUACCUUCGUACUGCUCUAACUAGCUCAUUGGCCUCUCUGUCUCGCGCCCUGGCUACACUUCCUACACUCGAUCGUACUCUCCUCGAAGUAUCCGCUCGAUGCCAAAAUAUUCUGGCUCUAGAAUCACUACUUGCAUCUAUGCAGCCUCCGCCACAUCCGAAUUUACCAUCUGAAGAUAUGGCGCCCACCAAUUUUUUACAACCUCUUCUCACAUCUCUGGAGACUGGUUCAUUACCGAGUUAUUUUUGGAGAACUUUGGCAGGCGGAUUGACUACAAAAGUACAAGAGAUUGUCAAUAAAGGUGGUGUUAGCGCCAGGACGCUGAGGAGUAAUCGUAACAGUGUUAGAGACGCAAUACGGGAAUGCGUUGUGAAAGGUAGCAGGGCGCCAGCUGGAAUAACUGCUCUAAAAAGCGAGAAUAAAUCGGAUGGUAGCUGGGAACGAGAAGUGGCAGUAAUGGUCGGAAGUGUUAUGGGUCCACUAGGUCGUUGA
This is a messenger RNA of Sclerotinia borealis F-4128, 1365 nucleotides long. The record is from the annotation of a GenBank genome assembly. NCBI's taxonomy places the organism in Eukaryota, Fungi, Ascomycota, Leotiomycetes, Helotiales, Sclerotiniaceae.